Dryobates pubescens (Downy woodpecker) is the source of this 1333-nucleotide messenger RNA. It is a transcript of the gene TMEM230, whose product is annotated as transmembrane protein 230. NCBI's taxonomy places the organism in Eukaryota, Metazoa, Chordata, Aves, Piciformes, Picidae. The transcript has 4 exons. Gene Ontology annotation, biological process: synaptic vesicle transport. Gene Ontology annotation, cellular component: endomembrane system; synaptic vesicle. The coding region runs from base 118 to 480 and encodes 120 amino acids. The record is from RefSeq and is a predicted model, not a curated record.
CGCUGGGAGCCAUCAACUUCCUGCGGCCGCAGCGCGGAAGGGAAGCGGCGGCCGAGGGAUGGCUCUGUCCGGCAGCACCUAGCGGGAGGUCCGAGCUGCUGCCCAGGCUUCCCUGGCAUGAUGCCGUCCCGUACCAACCUCUCUGCUGGGAUUCCCAGCAGCAAAGUCAAGUACUCCAAGCUCUCCAGCACUGAUGAUGGCUACAUUGACCUGCAGUUCAAGAAGAGCCCUCCAAAGAUCCCCUACAAGGCCAUUGCCCUGGCUAUUGUGCUCUUCAUGAUCGGGACCUUCCUCAUCAUCAUCGGCGCCCUGCUCCUGGCAGGAUACAUUAGCAAAGGUGGCUCAGACCGUGCCAUCCCCGUGCUCAUCAUUGGCAUCCUGGUGUUCCUGCCAGGCUUCUACCACCUGCGCAUUGCCUACUACGCCUCCAAGGGCUACCGCGGCUACUCCUACGACGACAUCCCCGACUUUGAUGACUGAACCCUGGCAUUAGUGGUGUAAUUGGCUGGGUGGUAAGAGCUGUUAGUCACCCUGCCUAGGCCAGAGGGGACCUGUACCAUUGUAGGUGAAGUUUCUCAGUCACAGGACCAGGUUUGAGGUGUUGCAGGCUUUUCGCUUGGGGGCUUGAAUCUGGCACCGGGCAAAGGGCAGCGUGGACGGGGAAGGAGUUGGGGGUUGGUUGUGGUUUUCCUCUUGUGGUUCCAUAAUGCUUGUAUGAAGUUCUUCUUGGGCAAGACAAUUGUAAGCAGUUAUCCCCCAAUAAGCUGAAGCAAAGCAGCACAGAGACCUCUUCCCUACCUGUUUGUGGAGCUGAGGUUCGGUCUCGGUGAGGUGGUUGUUAUUGUUGGCUUCACCUUUGCAGACCGAUGCCACAGCUCAGCUCUCCUUCUGCUCCAUGUCACAAAUGCUUCUGAGCUCCUUGUCCUCUGCUUCUCUGGACCAACACAAGUCAGAUGCCUGCAAGAGGAAGGGGAAAACUGCACUUGCAUGAGAUUUCCACCUCGUGCAUUGGCACAGCUCCUCAGGCCAGGCUGACCAAGACAUUCCCUCAGCAAACAGCCCCUGGAGGCCUCCUCCCAUGCCACUAACUCUGGGCAACAUCUACUGAUGCUUCUAAAGGGCUGGUGUUGGAUUUUGGCUUCUUGAUGUAAAGGAACCAAGUGGAAAUAGGGAGAAAAAUUGGAAUCUGGACCAGGACUUGAGUGUCCAAAUCCCAAAUCUCUUGGCUUUGGCCAGUGUGGAGGCCCUUGAAUUCCAGCUGUCCUUUUGUCCCUGCCUGUGCAGAACUCCCCAGCCCAGCAGAGAGGAGCUCUCUGUGUGGCUGGUCCUGAAC